UGUUUCACCGGAAAAAACCUUUCACCUCUGCCGCUGUGCAUGUGGUUGGCGGGCUGCUAGUUUUGUGUAUGUUGGGUGUAUUUGUUUAAAUUUUGCUGCUGAACUGGUAAACAAAACUUUUUAGCUAAGUAAUUCAGUAUCACGCGGAAUCGUUUCAGUCGGUCUUAUCUGUAGAUAAGUUAGCAGUGGUAGCACAGCCAUGCCGUCCAGCGCUGGAUCCAGCAGCCCCGCCGCUGCACUCGCCGAAGCGCUGGAAAACUCUGCCCGGCUGAUUGACAGACACCUGCAGGAUGACCGCUGCUUUCCUGACCUGUCGGAGCUGCUCAGCGUCCCCUCUCACAAUAUGCCAUCGCUCUCUGGAGUGUCGGACAUGGACUACCCCCUCCAGGGACCGGGUUUACUCAGCGUGCCAAAUCUCCCAGAGCUCAGUGCCGUCCGCCGGGUCCCUCUGCCGCCUGAGCUGGUGGAGCAAUUCAGCCAUAUGCAAUGUAACUGCAUGAUGGGAGUCUUUCCUGAGAUCUGUCGAGCAUGGCUUACUAUUGACAAUGACAUCUUCAUGUGGAAUUAUGAAGAUGGAGGAGAUGUGGCCUAUUUUGAUGGCCUUAUUGAAACAAUUCUGGCAGUGGGCCUUGUAAAACCAAAACAAGGGAUUUUACAACCACACAUUCACUACCUCUUAGUAUUGGCCACUUCUGUGGAUGUAGUGAUCCUCGGACUGAGCUUCCCCAAGAGCCAGGCUGGGUUGAAUGAUAGCAUGUCUGGUGGGAUGCAGCUGCUACCAGACCCCCUCUUCUCAAUCCCCACGGACAACACCUACAUCCUAUCCAUCACCUCCACAGACCUGGGACGUAUCUUUAUGGCAGGAAAGGACGGCUGCCUCUAUGAAAUAGCUUACCAGGCUGAGGCAGGAUGGCUGAGCCAGCGAUGCAGAAAAAUCAACCACUCCAAAAGCUCUUUGUCCUUCCUCGUCCCCUCUGUGCUCCAGUUCUCCUUCUCUGAAGACGACCCCAUUGUGCAGAUUGCUAUUGACAACUCCUGCAACACACUAUUCACACGCUCUGAGAAAGGUGUCCUACAGGUGUAUGACCUGGGUGCUGAUGGGCAGGGUAUGAGUCGUGUGGCAACCAUGUCACAGAGCUCCAUUGUUGCUGCUGCUGGAAACAUAGCCAGGACAAUUGACCGUUCAGUCUUCAAACCUAUUGUCCAGAUCUCUGUGAUUGACAGAUCAGAGUCCUCAGACUGUCACCUGCUUGCUGUCACUCAUGCAGGUGUGCGUCUGUACUUUAGCACCACACCUUUUGCCCCUCCACACCAGAAGCAUGUGGCAGUUCGACCUAGCCUGCUAGCUUUGGUCCAUGUCCGUCUGCCACCAGGGUUUUCUGCAUCUUCUACCCUGCAGAAACCUGCAAAGGUCCAUAAGGCACUACACAGCAAAGGUGUUCUGUUAAUGGCUGCUUCUGAGACAGAGGACAGUGACAUUCUGUGGUGCAUCAACCAUGACUCCUUCCCCUUCAAGAAACCCUUGAUGGAGACUCAGAUGAUGUCUAAUGUAGAUGGACACUCUUGGGCUCUUUGUGCCCUUAAUGAGGAGAGGCCUACCAAAAUUUUUACUCCCCUGAACAAGGAACAGAUCCCCAUCACUGAUUCACCUGUGGUAGUCCAGCAGCACAAUAUCCCUCCGCAGAAGUUUGUCCUUCUAUCUGCAAAGGGGAGUCAUAUCUUUCAAAAACUGCGGCCAGUAGACCAGCUUCGUCACCUGCUGGUGAGCUGCGCUGGAGGAGAAAGUGAAGAGGUUGAACGCUUCUUCAAGCUGCACAGGGAGGAGCAGGCUUGUGCCACAGCACUGAUCCUUGCUUGUUCCAGCGCUGCUUGUGACAGAGAGGUUUCACAGUGGGCUACCAGAGCCUUCUUCAGAUACGGAGGAGAAGCACAGAUGAGAUUCCCUGCAGCCAUGACAUCUCCCAGUACUGUUGGACCUGUGAUGAGCUCUCCAGCACCAGGCAUCGUGCCCCCAGCUUUGGCCACACCUUUCGCACCAAUGCACUCUGGGUCUGCCCCCAUCACACCCAUGUCAGCUGGCCCAGAGGUGAUUUUCUCAGGGAAACACAACGGCAUCUGUGUCUACUUUGCUCGCAUCCUUGGAAAUAUUUGGGAUGGUAGCCUUGCUGUUGAGAAAACCAUGAGCAACAGAAAUCAGACUGUCAGUAUUUUGGAAAGCAGCGUUGGUUUGUUUGAUUUAGAGUCAGUACUUCUGGAGCUCUGCGGUUUGAGGGAGUUUCUUGAUAAAAACUCUCAGUUCAGUCCAUCCUCUCUUGGUGCUGCAAGUUUCAGCUCCCCUGCCAACCUGCAGCAAAGGCUACUGGGAUUUAUGCGUCCUGAUGGAGCCAGCUCUCAGCAGGUCCAACAGGAGCUCCAGAGGAAAUAUCACACCAAGGCUCAGGUCUAUGAGAAAGUGUCCCUGCAGGGUAUCCAGCAGUUAGUGCAUCGCUCCUAUCAGACUCUGGCCCUCUGGAAGCUUCUCUGUGAUCAUCAGUUCAGCCUCAUUAUGUCUGAGCUGCCAAAGGAGUUUCAAGAGCAGAUGAAAGGAGCAAGUUUUAAGGAUGUAGUGAUCCGGGGCAAGGAGCUGUCUGGAGCGCUCAUCACAGCACUCAUUAAUGUCUACAUCAAAGAUAAUGCAUCUGUGGAUGCCAUCAGCAAUCACCUGCGGGACAUCUGUCCCCUGCUGUACAGCAGUGAUGACAACGUUUGCUCCAAGGCUAAUGAGUUGCUGCAGAGCUCUAAGCAGAUUCAGAAUAAAGCAGAUAAAGAGAGAACACUGAGGGAGUCUCUACGGCUCUAUCAGCAGAUCAGCCAACACACAGACCUGCCGCUGGUCUGCUCCCAGUACAGGCAAGUGCGUUUCUACGAGGGAGUCCUUGAGUUGUGCCUCACAGCAGCAGACAAGAAGGAUCCACAGAGGCUGGGGCCCCACUUCUACAAGAACGGAGAGCCUGAGGAUGACAGAGUGGGACAGCAGGCCUUCCAGGAAAGACUUUCGUGUUAUAAGUGCAUCACAGAUACCAUGCAGGAGCUGGUGAACCAGAGCAAAGCUGCCCCGCAGUCCCCUAGCGUCCCUAAGCAGCCUGGGCCACCUGUCAUGACCUCUGACCCUAACAUGCUCAGUAACGAAGAAGCUACAGCUCACUUUGAGCAGAUAAUCGGUCUGGCCCAGAGGUCUCAGGACGAGCUGUUUCACAUCGCUCUGUACAACUGGCUGAUUCAGGCCGACUUGACUGACAAGCUGCUAGAGGUGAAUUCUCCGUACCUGGAGGAACAUCUGAUGCAUAUGAUCAAGCAGGACCAGAGUAAGGUGCACAAUAUGGACCUGUUGUGGCGCUACUAUGAGAAGAACCGUAACUUUGGCAAGGCAGCUCAUGUACUGGCCCGUCUUGCAGACAUGCACAGCACUGAGAUCUCAUUGAAGCAGCGUUUGGAGUAUAUUGCCAGAGCCAUCUUGUCUGCUAAGAGUUCCUCCUGUAUCUCAGCUCAGGCAUCUGAUGGAGAGUUCCUUCACGAGCUGGAAGAAAAGAUGGAGCUGGUGCGCAUCCAAGUACAGAUUCAGGAGACCCUGAUCAGACAGUACUCCCAUCAUCCCUCAGUGAAAAAUGUCAUCUCUCAGUUGGACUCUGAGCUCAUGGACAUCACCAAGCUCUAUGGGGAGUUUGCUGACCAUUUCAAAUUGUCCGAGUGCAAGCUGGCUAUCAUUCACUGCGCAGGACACUCUGACCCAAUCCUGGUGCACUCGCUGUGGCAGGAGAUCAUGGAAAAAGAACUGGGAGACACCGUGACCAUGAGUCCAGCAGACAGGAUGAGGUCUCUCAGUCUGAAACUGGUAUCACUGGGAAAGAUUUACGCUGGAACACCAAGAUAUUUCCCUCUGGAGUUCCUAGUGAAGUUUCUAGAGCAGGAGGUGUGUCGACUGAACUGGGAUGUGGGCUUCGUCUCCUCCACCAUGCAGGAGAUUGGAGUACAGUUGCCGCGUCUUCUGGAGGUCUAUGACCAACUUUUCAAAACCCGGGAUCCUUGUUGGCAGCGGCUGAAGAAACCUCUCCACUUGGUGGAGUGUAUCCAUGUGCUGCUGUCAGGAUACGUGGAUGAUCCCAGCAGAGUACCAACCUAUGACAGACGUCGAUUCACUAACGUAUGUCUUGACAACAUCUGUGGAUACCUUGUGGAGCUGCAGUCUCUGAGCCCAAACUCGGCCCUUCAACAAACCAUCGGCAACUUCAAGUCGCUGCAGGCGAAGCUGGAGAAACUCCACUGACGUUACUAAUAACAUUCUUCACAGGACAAGGGACAGGUGACCUCUGGAUCUUGGACUGUUGGUCUUAAUUAAACAGCUGAUUUAAAAGCGUGAUUACAUGAUCAGCACGCACUACAUGAUGUUUAUAUUCCACAGUAGAGUUUGGCUCUUUUUCUCUUCAGUCUGAAAGCUUGGCAAGUGCUUGUUGUUAAGAGACUGUGGGAGCAGAUUACAGUAAAGUCUUCUGAUAAAGAUGAGACAGAAGAGACAAGUUUUAUUACUUAUUUGAUAUUUUGAUAGAAGUCUAAACAUUAUGCUGAAAUACAACUUUAGAAAGCAAGACAUUGUUGGUUAUUUGCAUUGUGUGCAAAUACAUGUCAGAUAUCUAAAAAUGAUAAGAUAUUUGAGUUACCUGUGUUUAUAAAAACAUGAAAUCACUCAACAUUUUGCAGGUCCGUUUUCAUAUAUUGAAAAUGCACUUAUUGACGAUUGAUUUGGGAUAUUUUCUUAUGAAUCCACUUGGUAAAUAUACCUGACUAAAACCUUUUUAUCACAGGGGAAUCAUUUUGAUUGUUUUACGUUUGCCUCCAAACAAACAGUUCAGUGUUGGAUUUUGUAAUUAUGUACAUAACUUGGCCAUAAUGUCUUCUCUUUUGCCAAAGGUCAUGCACACACCUAAACCUUUUUUUUUCAUAUGUAUUAUUUACAGUGAGCAUUUUGUCUACUUGGCUGAUAAAUGUAACAGUGCCGUUGUGUAUGAGUGCUUUUGUGAUUGUUUGGAAUGUAGAACAAAUUUUUAACACGGUGCAGUUCACAGUGCUACACUGAAACCUUUGGCCUGCAUUGAGAAAAAAAAUCAUUAAACAUUUUUAUAAAGAAA
Messenger RNA from Siniperca chuatsi (mandarin fish), 5162 nucleotides. RefSeq names its product nucleoporin 155 (gene nup155). Gene Ontology annotation, biological process: protein localization to nuclear inner membrane; transcription-dependent tethering of RNA polymerase II gene DNA at nuclear periphery; RNA export from nucleus. The record is from RefSeq and is a predicted model, not a curated record. NCBI's taxonomy places the organism in Eukaryota, Metazoa, Chordata, Actinopteri, Centrarchiformes, Sinipercidae. Gene Ontology annotation, cellular component: nuclear pore inner ring; nuclear pore. The transcript is spliced from 34 exons. The coding region runs from base 200 to 4303 and encodes 1367 amino acids. Gene Ontology annotation, molecular function: structural constituent of nuclear pore.